Macrobrachium nipponense is the source of this 2637-nucleotide messenger RNA. RefSeq names its product hemicentin-1-like. Gene Ontology annotation, biological process: synapse organization. NCBI's taxonomy places the organism in Eukaryota, Metazoa, Arthropoda, Malacostraca, Decapoda, Palaemonidae. The transcript is spliced from 7 exons. Bases 983 to 2074 code for a protein of 363 amino acids. The record is from RefSeq and is a predicted model, not a curated record. Gene Ontology annotation, cellular component: neuron projection membrane.
CCGAGUUCAGACUCGGCGGUGGAAAGAGGUGAGCGAGUGCGCGCAGUCCCUAUGAGCAGACCCAGAGUUCGCUGAGGAUUGUAAUCAUUUUUUCUCAAGCCCGAAAAGAACCUUUCGUUUUAGAGACAGUCACGAACGAGGAGUGAACACAAUGGCCCAACAAAGUGCGACAUUAGUCACAGCAAGAACCUCGUAUUUUUAAACUUUACUUAUUUGAGAAACUACCGAGUUGAUUAAGUCUUCAAAACUUAUACGAGAUAUGCCUGCUACCAGUCUCGAUGACUUCAGGCUAUAAUUAGCUAAUUAUUUUUGCCCCAGCGAAUUAAACAAGUGAUUAGAAAAAAAACAACACACGAAACGUGUCCUUGUGGAGAAAAUAAAACUGUUCUGAUUGAACAUGAAAUUAAAACUUUAUUUUUUUUUAGUCUAAUAAAAAGGUUAGUCUGAAACGAGCAGAAAAGCGUAGCAAAUCCACGACCCAAAUGAAGUAUUCACCUCAUCCACUGCAUGCUAAGGAGCCCAUCUUAUGACAGGGGAUAUUAAACAUCAACUUCGCGGCCUACCAAGUGAGAGAACACCAUGUCCAGGAGAAAUAUGAAGAGGGAGCUAGAUAAAUAAAGAAAUGGAAUAAAUGGCAAUUAAAUCCCAAGAACAGAUCAUGCAUGAAAUGGACAGCAAGAGUAGGAAUAGCUCUGAUACAGGAGAAAGAGAAAAUAAAAAUGAACUGAAGACACAGGAACUCUAACACAAUAAAAGAACGAAAGCGUAAGCAGUUCUAAAAGAAGAGGAAGGAGAAACGCGAAACAAUAUAAAAGGAAAUAUAAGAAAUAAAGCAAAUACAAGACAGAAGAGAGAAGUGUCCAUUCUGCAGGGUGACAAGUUUCAAAGGCAGUAAGAAGUUACAAGACUUCCAACCAUAUCGCCCGAGACGGAAGGAACCACCUUUUUUACCGCAGCAUCCCGACGCCCGAAGAGAGACAAUAUGUCCCGGAGAAGACUUGGCGACAUCUUAGGCGCUACCGCUAUCGCAGAUGGAGCUACUACCACCGCCGCCGCCGCCGCCGCUGCUGCUGCGGUCACCGCAGCCGCAAUUACCGCUACCGCCUCCGCGACUACCGCUACCUCAGUCGUCACCGUCGUGUCCCUGGUUAUCGCUAUCGCCAGCGGGGUGCAAGGAGAUUCGACAGAUGUGUUUCCAGGGGCGCCCCCAAUCCAGUAUUCCAGCCUGAGCGGGCCGACAUUCAUCACCCCUAACAGAUCCACGGUGCAGGCCGUCGAGGGAACCACUGCAAUGCUGCCCUGCGCAGUGAAAAACCUACACAAUUUCACGGUGUCCUGGGUGCGGGGGCGAGACAUCCGACUCCUGACCACCUCGACAUCCACGUACACGUCCGAGAAGCGCUUUGUGGCCGCCAAAUUGGCCGGGGGCUCCCACUGGCUGCUCAAGAUCCACUACGUCAGGCUGAGCGACGCUGGGGUCUACCUGUGCCAGGUGUCGACCUCCCCGCCCAUCACUCUGCUGAUUGACCUCUCUGUCCAAGAAUCGGUCGCCCGCGUCCUACCCGGACCCGAGGUCUACGUCCAGCUGGGCAGUCGUCUGGAGGUCACCUGCCAGGUCGAGGGCUGCCCCCCGCCCGCUCUCUUGACCUGGACGCGGGCGGGGGUCCCGCUGCCCACGGCCGGCCCGGCGGAACUGUCCAACAUCACGGAGAAGAACGCGACGGUGCCCGUGGCGAAGCUGACGCUCUUCAAGGCGGUGGCUUCCGCUGCCGAUACGGGAAACUACAGCUGCUCUUCGAAGUGUACCAAGACCGUCGGCGUCACUGUACAUGUGCUCAAAGGCGAGGAGUUAGCAGCCAUGCAGCACCACAACAGAAGCCAGCAGCUGCUACCAACCUGUAUGCUGACUGCAUGUCUGAUGGUGUGGCUCGUGCUGCAUUGGCACUGGCGUGACGUCAUCAGCACACCGUCUCUCCGGCGCCAUAAAGACCAGCUCGUCCUGGAGACGAGUCUGCAGUUCGACUCGUUGUGGAAUGAGGGGUGGUCAUUCUCGGGUGGCAUGACGACCACGUGAGCGGAUUUCACGCUGGCAUAUGCACGUUCACGUCGCGGUUUGCAGUGUGAUUGUCAGAGGUGAAGUUUCCAAGAGAAAUCAAAUGAUUUCAGAAAAUGGGAAAUACAGUGUUUUAGUUUUCUCAGCAAGUCCUAAUCGAUUGAAAUACACAUACAUUUAUACAGCACACGCACACAGGUAUAAAUUCACGCAUACACACACAAGAAUAUAAAUCUUCGAAUGAAAUGAAUAGCAGAGGAUAAGGGAAACACACUGAAAUGAAUAAAAAAAAUGAAAUGAAGUCCGAAAUCGACUGAGUGUCUAGUCUAUUUUCUUACUCCAUCUCCUUCAGGUGCAUCUGUGAUGAAAGACUUUCAUUUUCCAAAGUUUUUUUUAUCUCCUGUGAGACUCCUAAAAAAAAAAAAAAAGAUAUUCCAGGGAAAUCAAUUACGAUAAUGAUCACUGUGAAAUGGUAUUAAAUUAUUGAAAGAGAUCUCGAUAAAAAGGGUGUUCAAAUCAAAGUGGAAAUAGAUAUGUCAUUAUGUAUAUAUAUACAUAUACAUACACAUACACACACACACACA